This is a messenger RNA of Diversispora eburnea, 312 nucleotides long. Lineage: Eukaryota; Fungi; Glomeromycota; Glomeromycetes; Diversisporales; Diversisporaceae. The record is from the annotation of a GenBank genome assembly.
AUGGUUUCUGGAACUCACACAAAAGGACUUGAUUUGCUAGAUCCCAAGCCAUCUAUAGGUUCUCUAUUGGAAACAUUAUUAAAUCUAAAUGCUUCAAAAAUAAAUUCAGAAGUAUGGACAAGUAGUGAAAACAAUACAAAUGUAGCUGAGACUGCACAUUCCUUAGCAAAUCAUGAAGGAAAACAACUUAAAUUGAAAAAAAUGACACUUAAAGAAUGUGAACUUCAAAUUCUUGCUCAAGCAGUAACUAGAAGAGCUUUGGCUGAAGCUGAGGCUCUAGAAUUGGCUAAUUUAGAGAAAAAAAGGCAUUAA